AUGUCUCCUAUUGCAGCUUCUUCCGCUCCUGUCUUCGAGAAUGGUCUGAGUGCCUUGCCCACCCCUGCAAAACCGCGCAGCUGCCUGGUCUGUCGCCAGCGCAAGGUGCGAUGCGAUAAACAGUCCCCCUGCUCCAACUGCCGUCGCGGAAAGAUCGCCUGCAUCUCGCCCUCCACCACUGACCUUCCCCCGAGAUGGGCCCGUCGCCUCCAUCCUCCUCAAUGCUCGAACCCUACUGUCUCGCCCAGCGUGCACAGAGAUAUGGGGUUAGAUCAUCUGAUGGACAGGGUCAACACUCUCGAGAGUCUGGUCCAAGAAUUGAAAGACCAGCUCGCACGAUCCCCCGGCAGCGAGCGCUCGGACCAAAACGACUUAUCGGAAAGCCACUCACCCACCCGCGCCUGUCGAAAUGUCCAUGCAAGGGAAUCCUCUUGCAGGGUGGACACCAAUCAUGUCUCCACUCAGCUAGGCCGGUUGGUCCUGCAGGAUGCGAAUCGCAGCCGUUACGUGAGCAGCGGCUUCUGGUCCCGUGUUGAGGACGAGCUUAAUGAGUUGAAGAUAGCUACCAGCAACCGACAACCUGACGAUUCAGACAGCGCCCUCGGCCAGCCACCAUCAGUCUCGGAAGUAGAACGGACGGCAUCAGAACGCCAUGCAUUCAUCUUCGGCUUGAAUUGGAAUCCCACCAGUCCGGACCUUCGCGAGCUGCACCCCCUUCCUUCGCAAAUCACCUUUUUGCUGGAAACCUUUGCGGAGAAUGUGAAUUAUUUUCUGGGCAUUGUCCAUAUACCCACUGUCUCCCAAGUCGUCCGCGAUUGGCGGCAAAAUGGCAUGAAGUCGCUUUCGCCCUCCAACGAGGCCUUGCUCUUCUCGAUCUACUAUGCUACUAUCGCCUCGAUGGAAGAGGAGGAUGUCAUGGCCAACUUCGGCUUCACGAAGAGCGAAUUAAACCACAAAUUCCGGUUGGGAGUGGAACAAGCUCUCGCCAAGUCGGAUUUCUUAAAUGCUCCCGAUCUGGUGCUCGUACAAGCAUUCACCAUCUUCCUUUACUUAUCGCGACGAUAUGACAGCCCUCGGUAUAUCUGGAUGAUGACCGGGUUUGUGAUUCGGAUGGCACAGUAUCUGGGUCUCCACCGCGACGGUGCUCACUUCACCCAGUUCACCCCGUUUGAGGUUGAGCUGCGCCGCAGGGCGUGGUGGGGGGUUUGUCUGUUGGACAUACGAACCUCCGAAGACCAGGGGACGGACUUGAGCAUUACCCCCGGCAGCUUCGAUACCCAGAUCCCCCUGAACAUUAACGAUAGUGACAUCAACGCUGGAACGAAGGAGAUUCCCCUCGAGCGCCGCGGGUUGACCGAUAUGUCGGUCCCGCGACUCUCGGCGCACCUGACCAACAUUAUGCGAGAAAUGAUGACCCGUGGUAUGGAAGAUGGGGUCGCGGGCAUGCAGAAGCAAAGCCGCUCGGUGGAUGAGAUCUAUCGCAAGCUCGACGAAGAGUACCUGCAGUAUGCGGCGGGGUCUAGCAGUAUCGUUUCUUGGGUGGCCGUCAACCUCAUCCGCCUCGUGAUGGCCAAGAUGACGCUGAUUGUCUUCCUGCCUGUACUCUUCGCUGCCCCUGGCAAGGAGCUGACAGAAGAAAUCCGGUCCACCCUGCUCUGUGCUGCCAUCGAAGUUGCUGAAUACAAUGACGCUCUCAACGCCGCAGAGACCGGGCGGCAUUUGCGAUGGCUAUAUCAGACGUGUACGCACUGGCACGCAAUCGUAUACCUCCUGAUCGAGAUUACGCGUCGUCCGUGGUCACCAUGCGUUGAACGGGCGUGGGUCGCUUUGCACAGUAGCUGGUUGAUUCCAGCUCCGUCUCCGAUCGCAGCGACUCGGCGCAUCUGGGUGCCGUUCCAGAAGCUGCAAGACAAGGCACAAAGAUAUCGCGCAGCUGAACUUCUUCGCCUACGAAGUGAUCCUGAGGCUGUCACCCGGCUUGAAGCGGAGGCCCCGUCGGCACCUACGCCGUCCAGCCCUGGACUUUUGGGCCCUGGCUCCAGUGUCGAGGCUUAUCAUCAUCGGUGGCGUCAGCUGGUCACUGCACCUCAGCCGAACGAGUCGCCUGUGUCGCAUGCAGCUGAGAACUCGGUGGUCUGCGCUACUCCAACGACUCGGGUCGAUAGUACGAAUUCAAGGACAGUAGUGAAUUCGCAUACCGCAGCUUUGGUGGAUCCGAUGCAUGAAUUUGUGCCCAGCGUGUCUGAAGCCUUCUCCGGUUCUUCUAUGGAUGAUACCUCUGUAUCUUGGAUGUUGACCAGCGAUGCCAUUCAGGGAGUGGAAAUGAACGACGUGGAUGCUAGUAUGGAACUCGACGGUGGCAUGGACUGGAAUGAGUGGAUCGAAUCAGCGAAGGGCAUGCAGCUAAGCGAAGGGAACGAUUUCUCCACGUGGUGCACAUUCUAG
This is a messenger RNA of Aspergillus saccharolyticus JOP 1030-1, 2445 nucleotides long. RefSeq names its product Zn(II)2Cys6 transcription factor. Gene Ontology annotation, biological process: DNA-templated transcription; regulation of DNA-templated transcription. The record is from RefSeq and is a predicted model, not a curated record. Lineage: Eukaryota; Fungi; Ascomycota; Eurotiomycetes; Eurotiales; Aspergillaceae. The transcript has 3 exons. Gene Ontology annotation, molecular function: zinc ion binding; DNA binding; DNA-binding transcription factor activity, RNA polymerase II-specific. Bases 1 to 2445 code for a protein of 814 amino acids.